Messenger RNA from Oxyura jamaicensis (ruddy duck), 5129 nucleotides. It is a transcript of the gene NISCH, whose product is annotated as nischarin. The record is from RefSeq and is a predicted model, not a curated record. Gene Ontology annotation, molecular function: protein kinase binding; phosphatidylinositol binding; integrin binding. NCBI's taxonomy places the organism in Eukaryota, Metazoa, Chordata, Aves, Anseriformes, Anatidae. The transcript is spliced from 21 exons. The coding region runs from base 109 to 4365 and encodes 1418 amino acids. Gene Ontology annotation, cellular component: cytoplasm.
GGCGGCGGCGGCGGCGGCGGCGGGCAGCGGGGGGCGGCGGCGUGAGGGCGGCGGGGCCCGACCCGACCCGACUCGACCCUGCCUGGCGUGCGGCCUUCUCCCGGCGCUAUGCAGGCGGCGGCGGGGGAGGACGGCGAGGAGCUGCCGCGAGAGGCCCGCGUCCUGGGCUCGGAGCUGGUGGAGAGCUACACGGUAUACAUCAUUCAGGUCAGUGUUGGCAGUCAUCAGUGGACAGUCAAACAUCGUUACAGUGAUUUCCAUGACCUGCAUGAAAAGCUUGUCUCAGAAAAGAAAAUAGAUAAAAAUCUGUUACCUCCAAAGAAGAUUAUUGGAAAAAAUUCCAAAAGCCUGGUGGAGAAAAGACAAAAGGAAUUAGAGGUCUACCUGCAAACUCUUCUAUCCAAGUUUCCUGUUACUGCCCCAAAAGUUCUGUCACACUUCCUACACUUUCAUUUAUAUGAGAUCAAUGGGAUCACUGCUGCGUUGGCCGAAGAGCUCUUUCACAAAGGAGAGCAGUUAUUAAUGGCUGGAGAAGUCUUUACCAUCAGACCCUUGCAGUUAUAUGCCGUCACUCAACAGUUGCUACAGGGGAAGCCUACAUGUGCUAAUGGAGAUGCCAAAACAGAUCUGGGUCAUAUUCUAGAUUUCACCUGUAGGCUCAAGUAUUUAAAGGUAACUGGAGCAGGGGGAUCCUUUGGAACCAGUAACAUUCAGGAGCAUCUCUUGCCUUUUGAUCUGUCAAUUUUUAAAUCACUUCAUCAAAUAGAGAUACUUCAUUGUGGGGGAAAGCUUAUAAAAGGGCUGACUUCAUCGAAACACACUCUAGCCACAAUGAGCGUUCGAUUCUCGGCAACAUCAAUGAAGGAAAUCCUGGUGCCAGAGGCCUCAGAGUUUGAUCAGUGGGAGCCAGAGGAUGCAUCUUCAAGUUGUCCAGUGACUGCAGUUAUUCCAACUUGGAGAACUUUAACAACUUUGGAUAUGAGUCACAAUAACAUCUCUCAAAUUGAUGAUUCAGUGAAAUUAAUUCCGAAGAUUGAAUUCCUGGACUUGAGUCACAACGGAGUGUCACUAGUAGAAAACUUACAGCAUCUUUAUAACCUUGUUCACCUGGACUUAUCCUACAACAAGCUUACAUCACUAGAAGGUGUUCACACAAAACUGGGAAACAUCAAAACUCUGAAUUUAGCAGGAAAUCAGUUGGAAAGGCUGUGUGGUCUUAACAAACUCUAUUCAUUAGUCAACUUGGAUCUCAGCAACAACACAAUAGAACAGAUUGAUGAAGUAAAAAAUAUAGGAAGCCUCCCAUGCUUAGAAAAAGUGGUCUUAUCCAGCAAUCCACUGAGCAUCAUCCCCGAUUACCGGACCAAAGUACUUGCUCAGUUUGGGGACAGGGCUUCAGAGGUGUGUUUGGAUAACGUUGUUACCACAGAAAAGGAACUAGACACUGUGGAAGUGCUGAAAGCUAUUCAAAAAGCAAAGGAAGUAAAGUACAAGCUGAGCAACUCUGAUAAAAAGAUCAGUGAGGACUCCAGGCUUACUGCUGCCAGCUCCAAAUCAAACUGUUCUUCUCUUACUGUUCGUCCUUCUUCUCCCUCUCUGCCUCGUCCUGUCAGCUCCAGCCAAGAAAUAAUUUGUGAAGAAACAGUCCUAGCUAGCAGUUCUUUGCAAUCCAGUGAAUCGACUCCUACAGACCAUACAGUUCCCCAGAGAUGCUUUGAAAUACCAGAUUCCAGAUGUAAAAAUCAGGCACCUGCCUCUCUAUCGGACUCGUGCAAAGAACAUGGAAGAGGUGGACAUACGUGUUUGGAUUGUUCAGAGGAAGAACACUGUGCCGUGCCUGACCCCAGUAACACCAUCAUCUUGCCUUUCAACUGCAUGUCAUACACUGCCACAAACCAGGAUUUUAUCCAGCACCUUUCUGCCUUGAUAGUUCAGACUGCGCAGAGAUCACCCCACUCCUUUACAGAGAAUAAAGGAAGCCCUCUGUGUGAUUCCAGAACCACAGACAAAGAAGAUGGAUAUUUUGAAAUGGGACUUCAUGAAGGAGAUCAGACUUUUGAGUUCAACACAACUUCAGAUACUCAAUCAUCUGACAGCACAGCAGUGAAGAGCGUUGACAUAGUCAAAAUUCUCUGGAGUUUCACUAUUCACAUUCAUAAGGGAUUCAGGCAGUUUGCUUCCUGUUUGGUUUUGACUGAUGAUCUGCUAGCUGUGUUUGAGAUUCUUCCUCAGGAAUUGAGAGGAAAUUGCCAGCAUAUCCCCUCUGCCUUGAAAUUAAUGCUAUGUUUUCCAUACACUGAUAUAGCAGAAUUUGGAUUUUUCAUGCCAGAAAUCUGUUUAACACUGAAGCUGAAAAACAGCAAUAACUGCUUGCUUGUUGUUUCAGACUCCCAGAAUCUUCAAGAUUUUUAUUCCUGUUUGCACACGUGUUCUCAACACUGCACAUCAGUGUUACUAAGCUCCACAAUAUACUGUGGAAAUGCAAACCUCCGAGAGUUUCUUUGUCAGCUUAUGGAAUUGAAUUGCAUUCCAUCAGAGGAUGUGGAGAUAAAAGGUUGUUUCCUAACAUACCUUGUUUACGGGAGCAAAAACAAUGUUCAAAAAACCUUGCAUCAUCCAGAGCCAGCUGGCAAUAACAAAGCAUGGUCAAAAAAUGUUUUGUGUUCAGCACUUUAUUCUUCGAUGUACAAGUCUUCUGACCAGGGCCCCUGUGUGUUCUAUCCCUGUUGGGUGUUUCUAACACCCCAGCAUUUGUACAUAGUCAAAGUGGAUUUCAGUUUACUGCCAAGCAAAUGGGUAGGCACAGAAGACUUGAGAAGUGUUCUUAUGCUGAAUAGGAUUCCGUUAGCAUCAGUCGUGCUACAUCCGACUCACGUGUCUGUUCAACAGAAGGGUUCAUUUUUGGAUGGGCAUGUGUUGGAGUUGCUCAUUGGAUACAGAUUUGUUACAGCGGUGUUUGUUCUACCUCACGAGAAAUUCCACUUUCUAAGAAUUUAUAGUCUCUUAAGGACACUCCUGCAGGAUGUUAAGACUAUUGUUAUUUUCAAAGCUUCAAACAAAUCAGAUGCUGCAAGAAAUCACGCUUUGGAGUCAAACAGACAUGGUCCAUCAGCAAGCUUUUCCAAGCCUCAUCUGACUCUGUCAUCUUUAUAUCCAUCUGAAUUUCUUAUGCAGAAGAUUACAGAAGAUAACCAGGUUCCAAUUCACCUACAUGUUUCUGCAUCUCUGCAGCAUGUGGCUGGGCUGAAAGGAAGUGCCCUAGUUGAAUUUUUCCAUGGCAACAUUGCAGAGGUGGAAAAUGAAGAGCUGAGGCAUCUCAUGUGGUCUUCAGUUCUGUUUUACAAAACUCCCAAUGUGGAAGUGAUGGCUUGUGUGCUUCUCUCAACAAAAGCUAUUUACUUUCUGUUGGACGAUUCUUUCAUUCAUGCGGAUGAGCAUCAGUUAGAGUUUUGGAACGAAGAACACUCAGAUUGUGAAAAUGACUCUUUCCACCUCUCUUGCUGCUUUGUGUUAAAACUUAAUGAUCUGCAGUCAGUAAAUGUUGGCCUGUUUGACCAAUACUUCAGAAUUACUGGACACUCUGCAGAUCAUAUUGUCACUUGCCUAACAAGAGACAGUUACAACACUCAUGCUUUCAUGCAGCAGCUUAUGGCAGUUCUGUCAUUGCUUGCACGCACACCUUCACCAGAGCCAAUAGAUAAAGACUUCUACUCCGAAUUUGGGAGUAAAAACACUGGAAAAAUGGAAAAUUAUGAACUGAUUCACUCAAGCAGAGUAAAAUUUAUUUAUCCCAAUGAAGAGGAGAUUGGGGACCUUGCUUUUCUAGUGGCAGAGAAGAUGGAUGAUUUGACUAAUCUUCAGUCCCUCAAUAUCCUUCUGUAUGUGUUGGCAUUUCAAGUAAAUCAUGUUGAAGGAUCUACCCAAAACACUAGUUCACUUCAACCUAAAACACUUAUAUUAACCAGCUCUGAUUUGUUUCUCUUUGAUGAAGAUUACAUCAGUUACCCACUACCUGAAUUUGCGAAGGAACCACCAAAGAGAGAUAAGUAUCAGCUUGCAGAUGGAAGAAGAAUCCGGGAUUUAGAUAGAGUCCUUAUGGGUUAUCAGACAUAUCCACAGGCCCUUACCUUUGUGUUUGAUGAUGUUCAGAAUCAGGAUCUGAUGCAGAACUUAACACUGGAUCACUUUGGAGACACUGAUAAUACCCCAAAGGGUAAUGUUAAACAAGAAGGCAGCAGGAGCAGAGAGAUCCAGUGGUACAUCUUUAUCCCAAGUGCAGAAAGCCGAGAGAAGUUAAUUUCAUUGCUUGCAAGACAGUGGGAGAUACUGUGUGGUAGGGAGCUGCCUUUGGAACUCACUGGGUAAUUACUGCACAGCUAAGUGAUUUCAGUGUCUAUUAUAAAGUAAAGCACAGCAUUUAAAUAGAGUCUGUCAAAUUCUGUAUUUUUAUUAAGGAGCUGAACUGGACUCCCUUGCUCCCUAGUGCAGUGAACAUUUAAUAGUCCAUACAAAUAUUCUGAAGUGUUAGCUAGGGAUUUAACUUUUUGUAAAGUAUUUUUUAUGCAACAGUAUAUAGUGAAAAAAACUCAUGAGACAUCCUGGGAAACUGUAUGGAAAAAAUAAGGAGUCAACACUAGAUAUGCUGUCUUCUAGGGCUGUUAAGGUUUCUGCUGUUUCUCUGUAUAUAUCAGUCUUGAUGUUCUAUACAAAUUCUAAUGUGUAAAUAAUGGUAAAUGCUUGUGUAAGUUCAAGUGCAAUGUUCUUUGUACAAGAUGUAUUUUGGGUAUGCUGCUAAUGCUUAUUAUUUAAUGACCUUAGUUUUACGUAUUUUUUUCCUUUCUGAGGCCAAAUGUAAUUAUUUGCUGCCAAUUGUGAACUUAACAGUAAAAUUUGAGUGACAGGCAGGUGACACUUUCUCAUGAGAUUAGUCUGAGCAUUCUUUUUUCUUAGCCUAGGGAAAAGAAUUGCCUGUGAAAGUCUACUCAGAAAAGUCUGUUCAGUGUAGUCUUGAAAAUGGAAAUACACAACAUGGCUAUACAACUGUUGUCAGCAAAUAAUUAAUUUACCUCUGAACACCAAGUCUUUUGCCUAUUUUGUCAAUACAAAUAAAGUGUAAUUUGACAGUUUUC